GAAGCGUGAACGAAAUGGCACGAAUCUCCACCGCACCGCAAACAACCUCAUCUGUUCGAGUUGGUGGCAAGCAAGCAACCAAGCGCGGACGGAGAUCAUCAGCAGUUCGGAUAUCUGGUUGAUCCAUCCGGAUGGAUGGCUGUAUUGUGUCUACUGAGAGCGUUCUCUGAUACGCUGCCGCCGCCGCCCGUCUUUGCCGUCUGUGGGACCGGUUUUUGUCUGUGAAGUUUAUUUUUUGUGCGCUUAUUGCUGGUCACCACGGCAAAGCACAUACCUACUGUCGACUGUUGCGCGCGUUGUGGCUGGAUGCUGCCAGAUCAGUUCUGCAGCGAAUCCCGUCCGGAGUGCGUUAUAUUUCUCUUCCUGGGUGAAGUGUGCGCUAGUUUCGCGCGGGUGGAGUAGUGUUUCUAUAUUUGAACAAACAUCCCAACGGAGAAAGGAGAACCCUCGGCCGUUGUUGCUAGCAGUCGGAUUCACUUCCGGGGUUUCACCACCCCGCUUCACGCCCGUUCCCUCGUCGAGGGUUGGUAUGGGACAAUCUCAGACACCGAGAAACUCCAAAUCCCAUCAGACCAGCCACGAGAGGUAACACUCCGGAGCCCAUCAUUGCCUGCUGGAUCGCUCAAGCCGUCGGUCGGGCGGUCGUUCGUGCCACCUGCCGGAGUUUUGAUAGAUAAUUUCCCCGUUUGACUUCGGUACAGCGCACGCCGCUCCGUAAUGAAUUAAAUUUGUUUGUUACUCAUUCAAUUAAUAAAAGGCUAAUUAAUAAGCGUGAGAAGUGUGCUUCCUGCACAGCUUUUUUCAUUCAUCGUUCCAACGGAGAAGGUGAACGUGAGCUCAACGCAACGUAAACAGGUUGAAACACCAACACAUUACGUCUGCUGGAAGAAAACUUAAGGGAAGACACGUGAGCUCGUAGAAAGUGAAGUCCGUCGCGUCCGUUGCUCGUGGGGAGUGUGUAGAUGUGGAUGUGGUCCUAAUUGGGCUAAAUAGUGCAGGUCAACGACGCUGAUGUCGUCGUCUGCGAUCUUAACAAGAUCGUUACUCAAGUGAUGCAUAAUUAAACAGUGAGUGGAGGUUAUAGCGAAAAUGGAUAUGCGUGAUUCAUAGUGAUGUACGACUCUUACUGGCUACAGGUGAUUGAUGGAAUCGAUUUGAGAAGCUACAAAUAAAACGAAACAGUCAAACGCAAUGUUGAGGUGAAUUUUUAUUUGGUUUUGUGUGAAAAUUCAAACUGACAGAACAUGAAGUUCACAAAGUUGUUCAAGUUAAAAUAGUUUUAGUUGCCAAACAAGAGAAGUGUAGGAAAAUCCGAAUUGAUAUUUCGGAAGAAUUAGCUGUGCCAAACGUAAGGAGAGCUUCAAACUGUCGGCUCUGUCCAUAAGGAACUUCUCAGCAAACAUGCUGAACAAUUUGAGUGCUGCUGGACUGGGAGGGCCAAAAGAGUGUGACCUGCCAAAGGCAGGCAUUACGUCGCUACACGGUGGCAACGGUUUUGGCCCGGUUCCUAACUCGGCCAGUUCGGACAGCAAUGGCAAUCGGUUGCACGUCAACAGUGGCGGUGGAUCGGCCGGCGGCGGGGGAAGUGGGGGUGGCCUCUGUGAGCCGCACAACAUACUCCAGGAUCAGAAUACCGACAAAAAUGGCAAACAGAAGAGGCAUCGAACUCGCUUUACCCCUGCGCAGCUGAACGAACUGGAACGGUGCUUCUCGAAGACGCACUAUCCGGACAUCUUUAUGCGGGAGGAGAUCGCCAUGCGGAUCGGGCUGACCGAGUCGCGUGUUCAGGUUUGGUUCCAGAACCGUCGGGCCAAGUGGAAGAAACGAAAGAAGACCACCAAUGUGUUUCGAACGCCCGGAGGCCUUCUACCGUCGCAUGGUUUGCCGCCAUUCGGAGCCAACAUUACCAAUAUUGCGAUGAGCGAGAGCUUAUGCGGGACAUCGAUGUUCGGUGGCGACCGGUGGGGAGUGGGCGUCAACCCAAUGACUGCCGGAUUCGGUCAAUUGAAUCAAACCUCGUCCCUCUCGGGCACCCUCAAUGGCGGACUAAACUCGGGGAUCAAUAUCUCCUCCGCCAUGGGAGCCGGCGGCUACCACAACUACGGACUGAACGCUUUGGAUAUUGCCUUUCCAGGUGAUUCCAUGAUGUACCAACACUCGGUAGGUGGCGUUGGCUGCACGGGCGGAUCGCCUACAUCAACCCCGCCCAACAUCAACGCAUGCUCGUCAUCGACACCCCCGCUGUCCAGUGGGCAACAGCAACAACAGCAACAGCAGCAGCAGCAGCAACAACAGCAACAACAACAACAGCAGCAGCAACAGCAAGGUGGUGCUAGUCAGAACGAACCCAACGCCAACGGGGAUAUGUCCAAUCCCGGCGCCAAUCCGCAUAACAUCUCCAACUGUCAAGGCCUAAGCUCGGGCGGUCCCGAUGGCGAGGAGGACCUCUGGCGGGGUCACAGUAUAGCCGCCCUGCGGAGACGAGCCUCGGAGCUCAACCAGACGAUGCCAUCGUACUUGCACGCGCAUAACUACGACCACCACAAUUCGGUGUAUUGACUGCAGUUAUUCAAGUGAACCGUAGAAAAUGAGAACGUGUUUGUAUAAACUAGAAACAUAAUGAUAAGUGUAAAGUUGGACUACGGUCCGAAACGUUCCACACGAAACGAUACGUACAGCAAAUGCGACAAAGCCGAACUUUGCCAUACCAGUAUUACACAAAUGGAUCGUCAAAUUUUUAGUUGAAUUUUAUAACUAUCGUUUAGUUCCUUUAUUAUUCGAUGUAAAGAAAAAUGAUACAAGUAACUAUGUAUACGAUACAACAAAACGGCCCAGUGAAACGGAAAGAAGUAUACGAUUUGUCAAUACCAUGUAAGACUAUAUACAUAGUUUAUUUUCUAUUUUUAAAAUGUAAUUGUGUUCAGUUUUAAAACACAAGUUCUUUAUAAAUUCAAACUACUAAAACUAUUCAUAAACGAUACGAAAAGCUAGGCAAAAGAAUUCAUGUAUACGAUUGCAGUUUCUUGCAAGCAAAACAAAAAGUCUCAAGCAACAAGAAAUAAAAACAAAAUGAUAAUAAGCGAAGUAAGCAGUAAACCCAUACUAUUUGUCAGUAAAAAACUAUUUAAGUAAACAGAAAGUGUAAUGCUACAGCGAUCAUAUUCGACAGAUUUCCGUUAAGCAAAAAAAUCUGUAAGUGGAGGGUAAACACAAACACGAAACGGAAGUUCCGUGCGCUUGUACAUAAGGAUAAAAAACCGCUGCUUGAAAUAACGGUCUAGAAAACAGUUACUUUUAGGAAGGGACAACAGUGUAAUGUCGUUUUUAUUUCUAAAUUGUUUUAG
Molecule: messenger RNA, 3344 nt
Organism: Aedes albopictus (Asian tiger mosquito)
Lineage: Eukaryota; Metazoa; Arthropoda; Insecta; Diptera; Culicidae
Gene: otp
Product: homeobox protein orthopedia
Exons: 8
Coding region: 1402-2559 (385 amino acids)
Biological process (GO): neuron differentiation; regulation of DNA-templated transcription
Molecular function (GO): DNA-binding transcription factor activity, RNA polymerase II-specific; DNA binding
Source: RefSeq, a predicted model, not a curated record